AUGUCCAAAGUCACUUUUAAAAUCACUUUAACAUCAGAUCCAAAAUUACCAUUUAGAGUAAUUAAUGUUACAGAAGAUACACCAUUUACAGCAGUUUUAAGAUUUGCAUGUGAACAAUUUAAUGUCCCAUGGCAAACAUCAGCAAUUAUUACAAAUGAUGGUAUUGGAAUUAACCCAGCACAAACAAGUGGUAAUAUAUUCCUUAAAAAUGGUUCAGAUUUAAGAUUAAUUCCAAGAGAUAGAGUUGGUGGUUUAUAA
This is a messenger RNA of Dictyostelium discoideum AX4, 258 nucleotides long. RefSeq names its product ubiquitin-like Ufm1 family protein (gene ufm1). The record is from RefSeq and is a predicted model, not a curated record. The transcript has 5 exons. The coding region runs from base 1 to 258 and encodes 85 amino acids. Gene Ontology annotation, cellular component: cytoplasm; nucleus. NCBI's taxonomy places the organism in Eukaryota, Evosea, Eumycetozoa, Dictyosteliales, Dictyosteliaceae. Gene Ontology annotation, biological process: protein ufmylation.